AUGGCUAUACGAGCACCGCUGAGGCUUUUGAGGCCUUCCCGACCCACACAGCGGCUUGUCGCGCGCGGGCAUACCCUGAAACCGCCGUCAUCAGCUGUUCGCUUCGCUUCGACGCACGCUGGACACCAGCAGCCAUCGAAGGGCGGGAUCAGGGUCGCACAUGUGUUUGGAACUCUCGCUCUCAUCGGCAUCGGAGCGACGUCGUACGGUCUGUGGCAGUUCUACGGCAGUUUCACGGCCUAUCCCGACACGGCGAGUCACCCUAUCCGCUCGAAACUUCGCUCCGCCCUUCGUGCCCAGUCUACGGGCGAGCAUGAGAGCUCGUCGACUCUCUUCGAAGCCGCCUACUCGCUCGCUCUCGACCUCUUCCACACUGGCGAGCUCGGCAAGACGCAGGAGGAAGCCGUCAUGCGGCUGACGGGCAUCGCUGUUCGGUGGGGUGCGAUGUGGGAAGAGGCAGGCGAGUUGUCGAAGGCGAUUGCAGCGUACGACACGGGCUUUCAGCCUAUUGCGGCGCUCAUCGACGGCUUCAAGGUGGGCGAAGGAGCGCAGCCGAGCGUCGAGGAGGUCAAGCGCGGCGCCGGGAUCGCGAUGAAGCUGGGAGACUUGUGGAUCAGGCUUGGAGGGGCGGAAGGCACGAGCGAAGCCGAGCGGUACUACACAUGGGCGCUGCAGGAGCUCAUGCGCCUCAAUAUGACCGACAAGCAGAAGCAGCGGGUCAAAGACGAGAUGGCUUCUCAGGAUGCGCCGGUACCCGCAGCCGGUCCGCAGGCGUCGACGAAGAAGGGCGAGAUCAAGGACGACGAGACGCUGCAACUGCCGGAAUGGCUGAAUGACGUCGAGGUCGUAGCAGCAAUGGAGCGGCUCGGCGACCUGUACUCGCGAAUGGGAAAGAUCGAGUUCGCCCAGCCCUUGCUACAACAGGCCAUCGCCAUCCUCCUCCCGCCUCCACCGAAGGAAGGCCCAAGGCCUGCGCCGCCUCCGAUCGGCAACCGGUGUCACGCUGCUACCCUCAUGAACAACCUCUCUUCCGCACUCGUCGCCGCUCCGUCACCCUCGCAACAAGCGAUCGAGGCGUCCGCGCGAUGGGCGCGCCAGUCGCUGAACAUUGCCAACGGCUGCCGCAAGGAGGCUGACGCGCAGCGAGGCGGCAAAGACGUCCCUCUUGUCGAGCGGGAGGAGCGCGAGUGCGAGUUGACGGCAAUCGUGUCGAGCUACAACCUCGGCAAGCUGAGCGAGAUGUCAAAGGACCCCAUUUCGGCGGAGCAGUGGUUCGUCAGAUCGGGCAAGCACGCUGCGAGCCUGGGAUUGCGAGACGCGGCACGACAAGCGAACGAGGCAAUUCGACGGCUCAAGCACCCAUCUGGCCCUCCCGCGUAG
Messenger RNA from Rhodotorula toruloides NP11, 1380 nucleotides. RefSeq lists its product as uncharacterized. The transcript is spliced from 5 exons. Lineage: Eukaryota; Fungi; Basidiomycota; Microbotryomycetes; Sporidiobolales; Sporidiobolaceae. The record is from RefSeq and is a predicted model, not a curated record. Gene Ontology annotation, molecular function: protein binding. Bases 1 to 1380 code for a protein of 459 amino acids.